AUGGAAAACCUCAACGAGCAACUCCAGCACGCUGGACAGGCCUAUAAGAAGCUAGAAGAAGACAUCAAGGGGGACGCCAACCUCCGGAAGAUCCAGGAACUCCAGGGGGAAAUCACCACCCUCCGGGCCGCCGCCAACAUCGUCACCACGCCCGUCCACGGAGGACGACAAAAGCUCAAGCUCAGUGCGCCUGUCACCUACGACGGAACCCCCGGGACCCUCAAAGGAUUCCUGAUUCAGUACACGCAGCCACCUACCUCCGAGGAAAGGCCCUUAAGUAGUUUGAACCAAUCCAGGAAGAAUACCUCAAAUGCGAGACCCUCGACGAGUGCACCACCGAGACCCGCGACAUCUACGCUAAUUUUAAAGGAUUCGAGGAUACGCUUAGGUCACUCUUCCAAGACCCCGACGAAAAGCGACAAGCCGAACGAGAUCUAG
Molecule: messenger RNA, 438 nt
Organism: Colletotrichum truncatum
Lineage: Eukaryota; Fungi; Ascomycota; Sordariomycetes; Glomerellales; Glomerellaceae
Source: RefSeq, a predicted model, not a curated record